Capra hircus (goat) is the source of this 792-nucleotide messenger RNA. RefSeq names its product VPS10 domain-containing receptor SorCS2-like. The record is from RefSeq and is a predicted model, not a curated record. Lineage: Eukaryota; Metazoa; Chordata; Mammalia; Artiodactyla; Bovidae.
GUUGAUGGGGACAAGUGACCAAUAGCAACCUGUGACAUGGCCGGGUGCCCUGAUGCCCUCUGACCCCUGACCUUUGUGUGGCCCCUGCAGCCCCCCUGCAGGCCCUCUACCUGGAAGUGGUUCCUGUCAUCCGGCAUCAACCAGGAGGUGAACCUCACGGCUGUGCUGCUGCCCCUGAACCCCAACCUCACCGUCUUCUACUGGUGGAUCGGCCACAGCCUGCAGCCCCGCCUGUCCCUGGAGAACUCUGUGACGACGCGGUUUGGGGACCCGGGGGACGUGCGGGUGACGGUACAGGCUGCCUGCGGGACUUCCGUGCUGCAGGACUCCAAGGUGGUCCGCGUGCUGGAUCAAUUUCAGGUCGUGCCUCUGCAGUUUUCCAAGGACCUGGAUGCUCACAACCCCAACACCCCCGAGUGGAGGGAAGACGUCGGCCUCGUGGUGUCCCGGCUCCUCUCCAAGGAGACCAGCAUCCCUGAGGAGCUGAUGGUGACGGUGGUGAAGCCGGGGCUGCCCACCUUGGCCGACUUGCACGUGCUCCUGCCCCCUCCCAGGCCUACGAGGAAGAGAAGCCUCACCAGUGACAAGAGGCUCACGGCCAUCCAGCAGGUGCUGAACGCACAGAAGAUCAGCUUCCUCCUGCGCGGCGGGGUCCGGGUCGUGGUGGCCGUGAGGGACGUGGACACGGAUUCCCCGAGCCUGGGAAGCGGAGGCGGCUACUGGGCGGUGGCGAUCCUCUUCGUCAGCGGGCUCUUCGCGGUCGGGGCCUUCAUCCUGUACAAGUUCAAAAGG